Durusdinium trenchii is the source of this 1344-nucleotide messenger RNA. The record is from the annotation of a GenBank genome assembly. Lineage: Eukaryota; Dinophyceae; Suessiales; Symbiodiniaceae.
AUGUCUGCAGAGUUAUCACGGGCAUCGAAACCAUAUCGAAACCCUGCAACGAACGCGGAUUCGCCGCCGCGCCACGCGGAUUCACCGCUGCGGAAGGUCACACCACUCCGAGCGGCGGUGCCCCCACGACCGCUGGCGGUUCUGAAGCGAGUGCAGAAGACGCGCGUGCCAUCGGUGCCCGCGGCGGGGAAGACCGACCGCUCGUGUGGCAUCCAGGAAGGCCUACCGCGCGCGGAGAGCACAGGCUUCAGCUGCAGCGGCGCCGGUGAUUUCAGCACUCAAGACUGGAGGUUUUCAGUGAAGGCCUGGGGCUUGCCCUGGAAAGUCUUCCUGCGGAAGCGCAACCGCAAGGAUCCAGCCUUCGCGCGGUAUGUCCAUGAGGCCAACAAGGAAGCCUCUGGCGUGUCUUUAGCCAAGCAACAUGCCAGGUUCUCACCCUACUACCUGCCAGCGCAGGGCUUCAUGCACCCAGCAAGACAAGAGUUCAUGGAGGGCUCAGUCCAGCCAUCGCUGAACCUCUGGUGGCGCGACAGCCCCAGCCUGACCGCGGCCUUCCGCCGGCGGCUGGGCGAGGCCAAGUCCUUUGAGGCGGCGCACGCCGAUCACCGGGAACCCAUGGGUUUCCGGUAUGGACAGACCAUGGGCGGCGGUGGCAAGGGCAACACGGCUGCCAUUGCUGCCUUAGAAGAUGCAGAGACCAAGAAGAAGGUAGAGGACAUCCUGACGAAGGCCAAAGAGGCAGCAUCUCCAUCGCUGCGUCGCGAGAUGCGUCGCUGCGUGGCGGCCGAACCGGAGGACCAAGUGAAGAGACAGACCUUGAUGAUGCAGGAGUGUGAAAACCCCCCGUCCGCCGAACCAAAGCUUAGCGAGGAGCUGUUGCCCUUGGCCAAGAGUGUGGUCGGUGACAGUUGGAAGGAUUGGGGCGUCACGGAAGACAACGCCAUGAUGGUGAUGAUGCAGGCACAGGGCGGGAUCCUCCGGGGCAUCCGACGGGGCAUCAGUCUCCGGCGCAACAGCUACCGCGGCAGCGCGCUGCCCGUGACGCAGCAGCCGUCCGUGGCGUCGCUGCGGUCGCUGCCCUCGGAGAAGCCGGAAGGCCCUGACGACGACGCGGGAAGGAACGACGCGGGCUCAUCUUUGAAGAAUCUUGAGACGCUUGUGACUGAGAAUGGCGUCUUGGAGUUUCCAGAGACAGACAUGGAAGAUGAUGCAUUGCAAGCUGCCGUGCAGACCAUGAAGAGGCACAAGACCAUCACCUUCGAAGAUAUUGCCCUGAGCGAAGGUGUGAAGCAAAGUGUCAUUCUUUGUCAGCUCGGAAGACAAAAACGAUUUGUCAUCUCUUGA